Melampsora larici-populina 98AG31 is the source of this 984-nucleotide messenger RNA. RefSeq lists its product as uncharacterized. Bases 1 to 984 code for a protein of 327 amino acids. The record is from RefSeq and is a predicted model, not a curated record. Lineage: Eukaryota; Fungi; Basidiomycota; Pucciniomycetes; Pucciniales; Melampsoraceae. The transcript is spliced from 7 exons.
AUGGACAAGAUCAAAAAAGCUCUGAGUCCCAACAAGGACGAGACCAGUACCGACUCAUCUUCACCAACAAGAAGCUCCUCCAUCAAGCCUGCUCGUCGCUCAUCAAAAGCUACAGCCGAAUCGAAGAAAAGUCUAGAUGUCAGACCUACCAGUGAGCAAGUUGUGGAAAAGGAUGAAGUCAUUCGCGAGAAUGUAACUGGAGAAAGUAAAGUAACAUCUGUCGUGCCUUCUAUCGCAGUUAAACCAUUGGCGAAGGAUGGACUCGAUGCAGCUGAGACUAUCCAAACUCAAAAAGUCGUUGCUCCUGUAACUCAUAACUUGAUCAAACACCAAGAGACAGAGGAAGUCUUGAGAGCCCGUGAGCAUGAUCGACACAUUCAUCAUGUUCAACAUCACGUUCAGCCUGUCAAAGAUUUGGAAGUUCGUGAUGAGGUGCAUCAUACCACCGUUGCGCCUACUACCGUCAUAAAUGAGAACUUGUCAGCUACAGCAGACGACGCAGCUGCUUACGAGUCAAUUGGAACUCAAUUCAAAGAUCAAGUUGUUCAUGCUGAAACCAAACGAGAAGUCGUUGAUCUUGGCGAAACGGUUCAAGUUAGAGAACAUCAUCAUGUUCAUAAUGUGAUUCAGCCUGUGAUCGAAAAAGAAACUCACGAUCGUCAUCGAAUCCAUACUACUGUCCCCGUUCAUCAUAUAACCCACGAAGCUCCAAUCAUCCAUAACUCAAUCAGUCAUGAACCACUAAGUAUGGACGACUAUAUCAAACGUGGUGGUAGUAUAAGUUCUACUACUACUCAUUCGGAUGUAGGCAAACAACUCUUGGCUCAAAAACCUUCAGAAAUAGAAGAAUCAAAAGCCAUCAAAACUAGUCCCAAAACUUCUACUCCUACAAAGGUUGUUGAUGUUGUGGAAUUAGAAACUGAUUUGAAUCAAAAAUUAAAGUCUAAUCACCAUGUAGUCCUAUUAGUAUCAAGCUUAACUUGA